AUGGCAAGAAGAUAUGGCUACAAGGAAGUCCUACCAUGCACAGCCAUGGUUGCAGUAGAGUGUUCCAAUGUAGUCAUAAGCAUUCUAUUCAAAGCUGCUUCAUUGAAGGGGUUGAGCUACUACGUCUUCAUCGCCUACUCUUAUGUUUUAGGCACCCUUGUUUUCCUCCCUUUAAUCUUCCUCUUUAAUAGACAAACAGUGCUUCCUCCCUUGAAGUUCCCUCUCAUCUCUAGAAUAUGCCUUCUUGCAAUUCUUGGGUAUUCAGGUAUGAUAUGCUCAUAUAGAGGUAUAGAACUUGGCUCUCCAACUCUUGCUUCAGCCAUCAGCAACGUCACACCAGCUUUUACCUUCAUACUUGCUGUCUUAUUCAGGAUGGAAAAAGUAGCAUUUAGAAGUCCAAGUACUCAAGCUAAAAUCAUUGGCACCAUUACAUCAAUAUCUGGUGCAUUAGUGAUUGUUUUCUACAAAGGUCCCAAAAUUGUUUCCUCUGUUUUACUUCAAUGGCCUCUGUGGUCAUCUCAAUCAAAUUGGAUCAUCGGAGGCCUCCUAGAAGCUGUUUCAUAUCUUCUUUAUUCAUUCUGGUAUAUUAUUCAGUCCCAAGUGAUGAAGAUAUAUCCAGAAGAAAUUGUUGUAAUUUUCUUUUACAACUUGUCUGUGACCCUUAUAUCUCUACCAAUAGGCUUACUAGCAGAGCCAAACUUGAGCUCUUGGAGACUAACAACUAGUAUAGCAGAUGUUGCAGUCCUAUACUCGGGACUUUUUGGAUCCUCAUUUAGCACUGUUGUUCACACAUGGGGCGUACGCCUGAAGGGGCCUGUGUUUGUUGCAAUUUUCAAGCCAACUUCAAUUGUCAUAGCAGAUGUUAUGAGUGCCAUAUUCCUUGGUGAAAAAGUGUAUUUGGGAAGUGCCAUUGGAGCUGUGAUCAUAACUGCUGGUCUUUAUGCUGCAUUAUGGGGGAAAGCAAAAGAACAAGAAAUGACAGAUGAUGACUCUGGUUUAAGCACCUUAGGACCAUUGUCUCGUGGUACGGUCCCAUUGCUGCAAAGCUAAAAAGUUGGUGAAAUGUAGCAGAAAUGUUUUAGCCAUUUAGCAUGGGGCAAUGGCCAAUGCUUUCACACUCAUUGGCAUGCGAAAACAUCAAUGUUCAAUGCCUGCAGAUAUUGGGAACAAAAGGUUUAAUGAGUUUCUUGGAUCAAAGUUGAGAACAUUGUACUUUAGCUUUCACCAGAAAUUGCAUCUGUGAUAGUUUAUAUCAAAAAAAUUCUGAUCAAAUAAAACCCAAAAAAUCCAUGCA
Durio zibethinus is the source of this 1294-nucleotide messenger RNA. RefSeq names its product WAT1-related protein At5g40240-like. Lineage: Eukaryota; Viridiplantae; Streptophyta; Magnoliopsida; Malvales; Malvaceae. The record is from RefSeq and is a predicted model, not a curated record. Gene Ontology annotation, cellular component: membrane. Gene Ontology annotation, molecular function: transmembrane transporter activity.